AUAACCCUAAAUUUUUUAUCAGUUAACGAGCUAACCUCACUUUUUUACGCAAGAUGUUACAAAGCGGAAGACGCAUCGGGGCCUUUUGUGCGGCCGUACAAAAUUUAUCGUUAAAUCGGAUAAACCUUUUAGCUAGACACAAUUUAAAAUUUUCGCAACGGAGGUUUAAAAAAAGUGAUAGUUCCAUAUCAUCUCUGUUCAUUCCGGUGCCUGUGAAACCAAAUCCUGAUGAUAUUAACGUGGGGGCCGAACUGACAGGAAAGUUAAAUAAAGCUGAUUUGCUCAAAGUCCUCAAUAAGUUUUAUCAGAAGAAUGAAAUUAAACAAUUACUGACAGAAAAUGGGCUUGAUGCUUAUCUGCAACAUCAAGCGUAUGUUAGCUUUCGACGGUAUUGUCUCGAGGCCCAGAACUUACCUGUGGAUCUUCAUGUUGUUGUCAGUGAUAUUUUACAAGGGGCUGGGAAUGUUACAGACAUUUUCCCGUAUUUUUUACGCCAUGCCAAACAAAUGUUUCCACAUUUAGAAUGUAUGGACGAUUUGAAAAAAAUCUCAGAUCUUAGAACUCCAGCUAAUUGGUACCCUGAAGCUAGAGCUUUAAACCGCAAAAUUAUAUUCCAUGCUGGCCCUACAAAUUCUGGCAAAACAUUUCACGCUUUAGAAAGUUUUAUUACUGCAAAGUCGGGAGUGUAUUGUGGCCCCCUUAAAUUACUAGCGGCCGAAGUGUACAAAAAAAGUAAUUCGAGAGGCACACCAUGUGAUUUAGUAACAGGCGAAGAACGGAAAUACGCUGACUCUUCAGGGAAGCCGUCAUCUCACGUUUCCUGUACUGUUGAAAUGGCUUCAUUAACAGCACCAUAUGAGGUUGCGGUUAUUGAUGAAAUCCAAAUGGUCAGGGAUCCUCAAAGGGGUUGGGCUUGGACUAGAGCCUUUUUAGGGCUAGUAGCUGAGGAGAUACACCUGUGUGGUGAAGCUGGUGCUAUUGACUUGCUAAGUCAACUGUGUUUAACCACAAAUGAAGAUAUUGAAGUUAGGCAUUAUAAAAGACUGACAGAUUUAAAAAUAGAAGACACAGCUCUAGGCAGUUUAGAAAACGUUAUGCCGGGCGACUGCAUCGUCUGCUUCAGCAAAAACGACAUUUACUCAGUCUCACGCGGCAUCGAAGCCAUCGGUAAAGAAGUCGCCGUGAUAUAUGGGGGACUUCCCCCCGGGACCAAACUUGCCCAAGCCGCGAAAUUCAACGAUCCUGAAAACAGUUGCAAAAUUUUGGUUGCCACUGACGCAAUCGGAAUGGGUCUCAACUUGAGUAUUCGACGCGUUAUUUUCUACUCACUUAUCAAACCGACGAUGAACGAGAAAGGCGAGAAAGAAAUGGACACGAUUUCAGUUUCUGCUGCUUUGCAAAUUGCAGGAAGGGCUGGCAGGUAUGGGACACAGUGGGAGCAGGGUUUCGUGACCACUUUCAAACCUGAAGACUUGAAAACGUUAAAAACGUUACUGGAGUCGCCCCCUGAACCUAUAACCCAAGCCGGCCUUCACCCUACAGCCGAACAAAUCGAACUCUACGCUUAUCACUUACCCAACUCAACCCUCAGUAACUUGAUGGACAUUUUCGUCAGUUUAUCAACAGUUGAUGAUUCGUUAUAUUUCAUGUGUAAUGUGGAAGACUUCAAAUUUUUAGCCGAUAUGAUUCAACACGUCCCGCUGCCUUUGCGGGCCCGUUAUGUCUUUUGUUGCGCCCCCAUAAGCAAGAAAAUGCCUUUCGUGUGUACAAUGUUUCUGAAGUUCACACGCCAAUAUAGCAAAAACGAAGCGAUCACUUUCGACUGGCUUUGUCGCAACAUAGGAUGGCCUUUGCAACCCCCGAAGACAAUAAUCGACUUAGUGCACCUUGAGGCUGUUUUCGAUGUCUUGGAUUUGUAUCUGUGGCUAAGUUACCGUUUUAUGGAUUUGUUUAACGAACCCGAUUUGGUGCGAGAUAUGCAGAAAGAGUUGGAUGUGAUUAUUCAGCAAGGGGUGGUGCAGUUGACUCGGUUGUUGCGAAACUCGGAAACGGGGGUGAGUUCGGGGGCGCGAGUGGCCGAUGAGGACGAGUUUGCGUUAAGUAGGCAAAAACAGUCUUAUUUGAGAGAACCCAAGUCUUUGAUUGGGAGAGGUAGGUUGACGGAGAGGUUACUAGCGCAAGGGAUUUUGACACCGCAUAUGUUGCAUGAGUUGAAGAAGGAGUGGAAGGGUGGGGAUAAUAAUGAUGAUGAUGAUGAUAACGAUAAUGAGCCGAAAAAGACUAGAAGGAAACGAAAAAAAUAGGGAAUGUCAAUAUUAACAAAAUCUAUUUUUACAAACAUCUAUUUAACUAGAGACAAAAUUGUACAUUGAUUUGUGCUUAAUUACGUUCGGAACAUUCACUUUGAACGGGUUGUUAUUAAGCCACUUUUACAAUAAAAUAUAAAAAUAUAUACAAAAA
Tribolium madens (black flour beetle) is the source of this 2460-nucleotide messenger RNA. RefSeq names its product ATP-dependent RNA helicase SUV3 homolog, mitochondrial. The transcript has 7 exons. The coding region runs from base 54 to 2303 and encodes 749 amino acids. NCBI's taxonomy places the organism in Eukaryota, Metazoa, Arthropoda, Insecta, Coleoptera, Tenebrionidae. Gene Ontology annotation, biological process: RNA catabolic process; mitochondrial RNA 3'-end processing. Gene Ontology annotation, cellular component: mitochondrial degradosome. The record is from RefSeq and is a predicted model, not a curated record. Gene Ontology annotation, molecular function: hydrolase activity, acting on acid anhydrides; RNA helicase activity; ATP binding.